GCCGCGUACUGGGUUUGUAAGACGGUUGAGCUGAGGUGGAGCACGUUACGGUAUAUCCAGCGUGCGAGUUGGCAUCGCGCUAAUCCGAGGAAGAUAUUAAGGCUCCGUCCCGGUUUGCUCGAGCAGCCACCUGGCCCUCAUCGGUACUAUCGCCAAUUCCAGCACCAAAAAGAGAAAGAAGUGGAUAUGACUGUCCUGUAUAAAGCCAUCGAUGUCUGGACUGUGUAUAGCGUGUUCAUGAGUGGCCUGAAGCCGUUACUGUCGCUGUUCCGACUGCGAGAGCAAGAAGACGAGGAAUGGACGGUCGAUUUCUCGUGCUGGGAAGUGCCGUUUACGCUCUACCCUUCGCGUCUCCUCGCUGAGAAGUUCGCAAGGUACUCAGCGCGACGGUCGCGCGGCUAUUCUCCAGCGGCUCUGCUGAAGGUGUGUAUCACAACCAAAACUCUGAAGGAUAAAUUGAAGAUUAAAGCUUUCGGUGAUGGCGAGGGGAAAGGAAACGAAGAGGAGUGGAAGAAAGUUGUUUGGAUUAAUAGGGUGGAGGAGGACCCGGCGAUUGAUGUGGCGAAUGGAGUCCCGAAUCCGGUGGCGGAUAUGUGGGGGCUGGAUCUUGUGGUGGGGAAGGUGAGCUGUAAUAAGGGGAAGGCGAUUGUUAAAAUGGCGAGUUGGGAGGAGAUUAGUGGGGAUAAUGUGUUGAUGGUUGAUGGAGGUGGUGGAUUGGAGACUGCGGUGCAGUAUUCGUUCUUAGGUGAGGAUUGCUUCCUCGAAUUGGACAUGGAUGCGCGGUUGGAGAUAGCCCAUGUGAGAGGUUGUGAGGGAUGGAUGAAGUAGCUGGAUGUUUGUACUUUUUGGGAUUCGGA
This is a messenger RNA of Hyaloscypha bicolor E, 857 nucleotides long. RefSeq lists its product as uncharacterized. Lineage: Eukaryota; Fungi; Ascomycota; Leotiomycetes; Helotiales; Hyaloscyphaceae. The annotation marks the transcript as partial. The transcript has a single exon. The record is from RefSeq and is a predicted model, not a curated record.